UCAGCUGUCAUUCUCGUGAAAUCGUCGCGCAGGCCGGACCGUGGAACAAAACAACAAUCACCCGAUCCGAUUCUGCCGGAAUCCGGAUACUACGGACCACAUAGAUCACACCUAGAGAACGAUGUCAUUCGACCUGAAAAACGAGUCCGACGUCAAGGAGUAUCUGGACAAACUGGGCAUCGAGUACCGGUUUGGUUGUUACUCGGAGAAAAAAGCUGACGUGUGCCACCUGCUGGGCGAUUACCUGGAGGGAAUCAAAAAGGACUUUGACAAGGCGGGAAAGGUUUACCGGUCCAACUGUGACGAUUACGGUUACGCCAAGAGUUGCUUAAAGUAUGGAAAUUACAGCUUCCUGGGCAAGGGCCGUGCCUCGGACAAAGGUGACCCGGUGAAGGCGUACCAGUACUAUGAAAAAGGCUGCCAGCUGAACGACCCGGACGCGUGUCUCCACUCGGGCCUGCUGCUCGUGUCCAAAUCGAUUCCCAAAGAAAUGAAACGAGACGUCGGCAAGGCGUUCCAAUAUCUGACCAAGAGCUGUGAAAUGAACAACGCAAACGCCUGCUUCUACCUGUCCGGCAUGCACAUCUCCGGCGUCGUCAAGGACGAGUUCAAAGCGAAAGAGCAGGAACUGCACCAGCAAAAGUCCGCCCACCAGAAAGACAAACCAGCAUCCUCCGCCUCGCUGCCAACCCUUCCCGAGGGUGCGUACGUCGUCGAGCGGGACAUGCAGAAGGCGUUCGAGUUUGCGUACAAGGCGUGCGAGCUGCGCAACAUGUACGCGUGUGCCAACCUCAGUCAGAUGUACGCCAAGGGUGACGGAAUCCCGCGGGACGAAAAAAAGGCGGAAAAGUACAAGCAGCUGGCGCUGGAAAUGCAAGACGAAAUCAAGAAAGAGCAGCAGAAGCUCAACUUCCAGCAGGGACUGAACCCGACGUAGACGAGCGGACAGGAAAAACAAGACAUUCCACGUCGCCUCCCUCCCAGCGUAUGUCUGCUUGUCAAUCCGGAAAUACACGCAAGUAUAUUUUUACAAUCCACGAAAACACAUUUUUGCUCCGGCUACAGUCUCAAAUCACAAAAAGUCAACAAAGGUUUGCGGUUUUUUCUUAAUUAUUUGAGUUUAUUCAAACAAAAUGGAGACGAUCAAUGUUUGUCGUUCAGUUCUUGAUGGAGUUGUUGGAACUGGAACGGUUCCCCCCUCGUUGUUGGCAAAUAGAAUAUCGCUUAGAAAUGUG
Culex pipiens pallens (northern house mosquito) is the source of this 1235-nucleotide messenger RNA. RefSeq names its product cytochrome c oxidase assembly factor 7 homolog. Gene Ontology annotation, cellular component: mitochondrial intermembrane space. The transcript has 2 exons. NCBI's taxonomy places the organism in Eukaryota, Metazoa, Arthropoda, Insecta, Diptera, Culicidae. The record is from RefSeq and is a predicted model, not a curated record. Gene Ontology annotation, molecular function: protein binding. Bases 122 to 937 code for a protein of 271 amino acids.